Molecule: messenger RNA, 1425 nt
Organism: Schistocerca gregaria
Lineage: Eukaryota; Metazoa; Arthropoda; Insecta; Orthoptera; Acrididae
Product: glutamate receptor ionotropic, delta-1-like
Exons: 4
Coding region: 1-1425 (474 amino acids)
Cellular component (GO): membrane
Molecular function (GO): glutamate-gated receptor activity
Source: RefSeq, a predicted model, not a curated record
AUGGCAACACAGGACCAGCCGGCAGUGAGGGGACACAAGAAUGGAUACAUGCUAUAUGAUAAUCUAAAUACUUUUGAUAAGAUAGAACUAAGGAUGCUAUUUGUUUAUCGUGUGUUGGUCUUUGUACCUGUGACACAGGGCAAAAUCAUAGCUGCUGAUGUGUGUAUAUACUCGUGGCCACCAUUUGACAUUAACAGCCACUGUCCUGAUACAAGUGCAGCAGCUCUCCAGAUACACAGAUGGUCAAACAUAAGCUUUACCCAGUGGAAGUACGAUAGUCAACCACUCGGCCAUGACUUGUUCAACAACCUCGGAGGCUGCCCUGUCAGAGUUAUUGCAGUGCCCUUUCCUCCUUUCAUUUUGAAAGAAAGUUUUCAUACAAAUGGGUAUCGUCAGUUUGCAGGAAUGGAAAUAAAUUUGCUAAAUGAAAUUUCAAAGGCAAUGAACUUCAGUAUUCAUUAUGUCAAAACAACUUUAAAUAACAAAGAUAGAGGUGUGUUGUUACCAAAUGGAUCAUGGACUGGAGUCCUGGGGCAGAUAAAACGGCGAGAGGCAGAUAUUGCAGCUUUCACAUUCGCAAUAAAUAUUGAAAGAUAUAAAUACUUUGAUUUUUCGGCCUACCACCUUAUAGAUGAGUUUCACUGGGUAGUUCCAAGAGCAAUCCAGAAAGCAGAAUGGAAGAAUUUAGUAAUCGUAUUUUCUCCUGCACUGUGGGUGCUUGUAGUGAUAUCUCUUGUUGCCUUCUCAUUAUUGGCACGACUCUCAUUGGCAAACAGUCUUAUGCUACUCAGGGAAACAUUUCCAACAUUCCUCUGUGUGCUGAAAAUGCUGGCAAUUCUGCUGGGAUCCAGCAAUGGAGAUAACCACCGCCUUUCCAUAAGGAAGUAUAUUAUCAUUCCAUGGAUACUGGCAUGCAUCAUACUGAAUGCUUCUUACCAGACAACACUCAUAAGUGCCCUCACAAAACCAGGUUACGAAUAUCAGGUAUCAACAGAAGAAGAUAUUCUGCACUCAGGAAUGAGAAUAGAACUGCUCCCAGUUUUUAAUUAUUACUUCAGCAACCUCAAUGACCCUACAGAGAGUGAGAUCUCACAACGGAAGAUCAACAUAGCUGACCUGCCAGCUUCAUACAAUCGCACUGCCUCCUCCAAGAACAUUGCUACCGUCAGCAGCAGGCAGUUUUGGUUGUACCACGGUGCAUCUUACCUGGAUGAGCAGCAACAGCCACUUCUGUAUGCCUUUAAGUCAGCAAUCAGCUUCAGUCUACAUGGGUUGUUGAUGCCUCGAGGCAGUCCCCUCAAGCCAAAUAUUGACGCUGUUAUCAAAAGUAUUAGAGGCAGUGGACUCUUGAACAAGUGGCUUCAUGAUGUCAACCAGCGAAAUUUAUUGCAACAGUUCAGUCAUUCUGGUGAAACACAGGUAUAG